CGGCGCUUUCGGGGAGGGGGGGAGGGCUGCCACCCGCUUUCCCAGCCCCGCCCCUCCCCUCCCCUCCCCUCCCCUCGGCUGGAGGAAGCACAAAAUAACACCCCUCCCUCCCUCGCAGGGCGCGCCGGCUCGGAGCGCGGCAGGCGUGGCCGCUGUGCACAUGAGUAGAUUUCCUGUCCGGGGAGAGGCGAGAGCGCUUUAGCGACUCGCAAAGCUGCCAUUUGCUUGGAUCUGGGGGGGCCCCCGAGGGAAAAACAACCACCACCCCGAGCUGAUGGACUUUCUCCGGCCGGGGAGCCCCUGAACGAGCAUUGCAAACGGGCCCCCCUCCCCAAAUUCUGCAAACUUUGCCAGCAGCUCGUUCUGUACGGCGACCACUCUGUAAAAGAUGCACUAUUACCGGUAUGCUUCUGCGGAAGUCAGCUGUUGGUACAAGUACCUGCUCUUCAGUUACAAUAUAAUCUUUUGGUUAGCAGGAGUUGCCUUUCUUGGAGUCGGUCUCUGGGCCUGGAGUGAAAAGGGUAUCUUAUCCGACAUAUCCAAAAUGACCCGGAUCAACGGCUUUGACCCCGUCAUCCUCGUCUUGAUGGUCGGAGGGGUGAUGUUCAUUCUCGGAUUCGCGGGAUGCAUAGGAGCCUUGCGGGAGAAUAUCUGCCUCUUGAGAUUCUUCUGUGGCACCAUUGUGCUGAUUUUUAUCCUGGAGUUAGUUGUAGCCGUGCUGGCUUUCUUGUUCCAGGAUUGGGUGAGAGAUCAGGUAGAGAUCUUUUUCAAGAACAACAUUGUGUCGUACCGAGAUGACAUCGAUUUGCAGAACCUCAUCGAUUCUUUGCAGAAAAUGAACCACUGCUGUGGUGCCCAGGAUCCGAAUGACUGGAACCUGAACAUCUACUUCAACUGCAGCAGCAGUAGCAAAAGCCGGGAAAGAUGUGGAGUUCCUUUCUCCUGCUGUGUUCCUGACCCCGCGCAAAAAGUUCUGAACACACAGUGUGGCUAUGACAUAAGAACUAUGGCCAGAUCACUGUGGGAAGAACGAAUCUUCACCAGAGGUUGCAUCCCUGCUCUGGAAGCCUGGUUGCCCCGGAACAUCUACAUCGUGGCCGGGGUCUUCAUAGCCAUUGCUUUGUUGCAGAUCUUCGGGAUUUUCUUGGCCAGGACGCUGAUUUCAGACAUCGAAGUGGUCAAGUCAGGCUACCAUUUCUGAAGACACAAGUCGAGAUCUUCUGCAAAGACCAUCCGUGUUUGCUCACAUCGACGGCAGAGAGGGAAGAAACCGGAGAAUUCUGAAAAGAUCUGACGCAUUCAAGCCAUAAGACUUUGUUUUGAAACGUAAUCGCCGGGGGCCAUCCAGCUUAGCUGAAGGCCAGAACGGAGCGAGCACCUCUUCCUCUUCUCAGCCGCCUGCACGAAUAUUUUUAGACAACUCCAGCCUCCUGAAGGACGAUCAUACCUUCCUACCUUCUGUGCUGGGAUGUGAAGACUCGAACAGACAGGAAUUGAAAUUGAAGCUAUUUCUGAUUAAGGACUACUGUCUUGGUUAGCAUUUGCAGUAUUAUUUACAUUCCAAAUGUUGAUUGACGCAGAAGAAGUCCCAGGAUGUUGAAUGACCUCUUCCUAAGGAAGGUGGUUU
This is a messenger RNA of Sphaerodactylus townsendi, 1627 nucleotides long. It is a transcript of the gene TSPAN14, whose product is annotated as tetraspanin 14. The transcript has 9 exons. Gene Ontology annotation, biological process: protein maturation; protein localization to plasma membrane; regulation of vascular endothelial growth factor signaling pathway. Bases 389 to 1201 code for a protein of 270 amino acids. Lineage: Eukaryota; Metazoa; Chordata; Lepidosauria; Squamata; Sphaerodactylidae. Gene Ontology annotation, cellular component: membrane. The record is from RefSeq and is a predicted model, not a curated record.